AUGAGCGGCUGGGGUCGUUCCUUCUUCGGUGGUUCGAAUGCCCGGUUCUCGCCCUUUGGAAGCAGAGCCUACCCUCCCAAUGUCACCGACGAAGACUUCUCCUACAUCACAUCCCAGGACCUGGCCCAGCCAGGCAGGGCAUACGAUCCCCAAGGCCGCGCGCCACCAUCUAUGCAAGCCGAAGACGACGUCCUCCUAAUCAAGAACAAAGGUGUCACAUACCCAGUCAAGUUUCCCGCCUACAGCAUCGGCGAUGGCAAGCUACAGGUGCGGGAUGUCAAGGAGCGCGCAGCAGCAGUAAUGGACCUCCCAAAUGGCAGGAACAUCAAACUGCUAUAUAAAGGCCAACAACUCAAAGACGACUACAAGCCGUGCAGAGACUACAGCCUCAAGAACAACAGCGAGGUAUUAUGCGUGAUUGGCGAAGCACCAGAAGGGAGCGACAAUUCCGGCGACGAGGACAGCGCCAGCGCUCAGGAGGGAGGCGGCCUCUUCUCUAAGAAGAAGCGCAACCGCAAUAAGUCGAAGAAGAAGGGCGGAAAGAAGAAGAGCGAUGCCAAUCUCUCCCCCAACUCUGGCGAUCCCAGCACAGCGACCUCACGAACUGCGUCCCCCGCUCUCCCAAAGACGGCGAUCGAGAAGCUGGAGGCCAUCUCCAGUCAUUUCCAUACCAAGAUCCUACCGCUGUGCGUACAGUUCACGCUCCACCCGCCCGAAGAGCCGAAGAAGAAGGAUUUCGAGCAUAAGAAGUUGAGCGAAACUAUCAUGAAUGAGGUACUGUUGAAGCUGGAUGCUGUUGAGACGGAAGGAAACGAUGAGGCUAGGGAAAAGAGACGAGCUCUGGUUAGAGAGACACAGGGCGUCCUGAAUGGGCUGGAUGCGAAGAUGGGGCACCAGUCAUAA
This is a messenger RNA of Cadophora gregata, 903 nucleotides long. RefSeq lists its product as uncharacterized. Gene Ontology annotation, molecular function: protein-folding chaperone binding. Gene Ontology annotation, biological process: mRNA splicing, via spliceosome. The record is from RefSeq and is a predicted model, not a curated record. The coding region runs from base 1 to 903 and encodes 300 amino acids. The transcript has a single exon. Lineage: Eukaryota; Fungi; Ascomycota; Leotiomycetes; Helotiales; Ploettnerulaceae. Gene Ontology annotation, cellular component: U12-type spliceosomal complex.